CCCAAAAAAACUCAUCCCCAACGACGACGGCGAGCCAUGUCCGCCGCAUCCGCGUCUUCGCCCCAGCCGCCGGAGUCCAUCCGCGGGACCCUCAUCCCCGUUCUGCCCGACGACCUGGCCAUCCAGUGCAUCGCGCUCCUCCCGCGCGCCGCGCACCCAACGCUCGCCCUCGUCUCCCGCGCCCUGCACGCGCUCCUCUGCCUCCACCCGGAGCCCCUCCUCGCCGCCCGGCGCCGCCUCUGCCGCUCCGACCCGCACAUCGUCAUCUCGGUCCGGCCGCCCUACUCCGCGUCCCCUCGCUUCUUCCUGCUGCUGCCGCAUCCCGGGUGGCCCCCUCUGCCCCUCCCCUCCCCCCCGAUCCCCGUCUCCUCCUCCUCCGCGGUCGCCGUCAACGGGCAUCGGCUCUACCUCGUCGGCGGAUCCGUGGCCGGGGUACCCGCUUCGUCGGUGCAAAUCCUCGACAGCCGCACCAGAUCCUGGUCCAUCGGCCCGCGCCUCUCCUCCCCGCGGGAGUUCGCUGCCGCCGCGGUCCUCCCCGGCGUGCUAUUCGUCGCCGGGGGCUGCGUUCCGUCCUCUUCCUUCUGGGCCGAGGCUCUGGACCUUGCCUCCCCACGCGCCAAGUGGUCCCCGGUGCCCAGCCCGGACCACCUCCGGGAGAAGUGGAUGCACGGCUGCGUGUCGCUCUCCGGGAAGGUCCUUGCGGUGGCCGACCGCGGCGGCUUGGUCUACAACCCGGCGGCGCCACGUGAUGAGGCGUGGGCGCCGGUCUCUCCGGUCCUUGACAUGGGGUGGAAGGGCCGUGCUGCUGUGGUCGGUGGAAUCCUCUACUCCUACGAUUACAUGGGACAGGUCAAGGGCUAUGAUACAGACACUGAUUCCUGGAACACGGUGGAAGGGUUGGAGAAGGAGCUGCCGAGGUUCCUGUGUGGUGCCACUCUUGCCAAUGUCGGCGGACUGCUCUACCUGAUCUGGGAAGGGAAGUGGAAAGGGAAAGCUAGUAAGGGAGAGGGCAAAGUGAAGGACAUGUUGGUGAUUGAAUGGGCUACCAUCGAGGUGACGAGGGCCGAAGAGGGGCGGUUAAUUGGGAAGGUAAUAUCGAGGGAUACUGUUGUGUUCACAGACAUGCCGAGGGGCUCUGCGAUCACACACUGCAUUUCGUUGGAUCUAUGACAUGGUUGCUGCAGAUGGGAAGCAAGGAGCAUGCCUGUUUCAAAAGAUUCUGUGUUGGUUGAGACUGAAAAGCUCGGUGCUGUGUGCAGUACAGCAUGACAUAUGUGAGGAAUGCUUCACUAGAGUUGCUUGCAGGGAAACAAAGCAAUAAUAACAGACCUGUCUGGAUGGUACCAUGAAUCAAGAUGAGCUUGAUUCAGCCCACCUGAUUGUGGGUUAGGUCCUUUUUCCUCGAGAGGCAGGAAGCAAGAACUACUCAACAGGAGGUCUGCAUUGUGAUUCCUCGGUCUUUCCCUCUGGCUAGAUGUGUUUCUCCGGCAAAAUAGUGCACAUAAAUGAAGUGAAACAAGGCAAGCAGACUGGUAUGUCCGAAGGCUGUAUACGCUGGGCCUGUCAUACAAGCAAGGAAGAACUGUUGCUGUGUUGUUUUCUUCAUGGGCAGCGUGAAGAAGAAUACACUAAAGAAAGUAAAGCAUGAAGAAGAUUUUGGUAAGAAAAAUAGUAAGCGAGUGUUUGGCCAGUUGGAUAGCGGUAAUGCAGAUCAAGGAAAAAAAAUGCACUACAGCAAAAAUAGCUCCCACGUCAAAAUACGCUAUUAGCGUGCUAUUAACGAGACAUUGUACAUCGAUAUAUUUAGCGAGACAAUUCUCAGCACGUUAUAGCGUGCUAUUAGUGAUGCUAUAGCGCGCUAUUUUUUUCA
Hordeum vulgare subsp. vulgare (domesticated barley) is the source of this 1870-nucleotide messenger RNA. Its product is annotated as F-box/kelch-repeat protein SKIP6-like. Lineage: Eukaryota; Viridiplantae; Streptophyta; Magnoliopsida; Poales; Poaceae. The record is from RefSeq and is a predicted model, not a curated record. The transcript is spliced from 3 exons. Gene Ontology annotation, molecular function: protein binding. Bases 37 to 1170 code for a protein of 377 amino acids.